Messenger RNA from Brassica napus (rape), 770 nucleotides. RefSeq lists its product as uncharacterized. The coding region runs from base 88 to 612 and encodes 174 amino acids. Lineage: Eukaryota; Viridiplantae; Streptophyta; Magnoliopsida; Brassicales; Brassicaceae. The transcript has a single exon. The record is from RefSeq and is a predicted model, not a curated record.
UCCAUGUUGCUUAUCACCUUUACAACUUUCUCUCUCUAAAGAUUUUAAAAGCUUUUUUCUUUCUUUCUCUAUACUCUAUAGAGUACGAUGGCUGAAACAACUCCAAUCAAGCGCCACCGAGAAGAAGAAACUCUAGCCGACGAAGAAGCGACAAAGCGACAGAAGCCUUCUUCUUCAUCUUCUUCCUCUUACAACGACCAGAUUCUCUGUCUCCUCGACGAUUCAGACGAACUUAACCGACCCAACAAUGACCUAACUUCCUUUCUAAACGCUCUCCAGCAAGAAAUCUCAUCAGAUGACAAAAACGCUGCCGUUUCUAGAGUCUCCAACGUUGAAGAUUCGUCGACUUCCUGUGUUUCUUGGAAGGAAGACGAUGUCGAUGAUGAGAACAAUGAGAAAGUGAUACAGCAUCUUUUGGAAGCUUCUGACGACGAACUCGGGAUCCCUAACACCGGUUUUGGCGAGAGUAAUUAUGACAUGAUUAAGAAUGAUAUUAAUCAGGAUUACGUAUAUGGAAAUAGUUUGUUAGAUGGGUUCGGUGAUGCGUUUUGGGAGCUUGAAGAUGAAGCUGCUAAUUAUUAUACGUUGCUGCAAUCUGAGUUGUUCUUGUAGAAAGCCUAAAAUGGUAAAUCUCGGGGGGAAGUAAAUCUAGAAAAAAGGCCAAUGAUAAGAAAAGUGGGUCGGUUUUUUAUAUGGAUUUUAAAUUUCAUUUUUAAGGCACACUUCUUUUGUUUUGGCGGAACGAAAUAUCAUUUUAAUUGUUUGAUUAA